Magallana angulata is the source of this 2896-nucleotide messenger RNA. Its product is annotated as cytochrome P450 27C1-like. Lineage: Eukaryota; Metazoa; Mollusca; Bivalvia; Ostreida; Ostreidae. The coding region runs from base 238 to 1818 and encodes 526 amino acids. Gene Ontology annotation, biological process: cortisol metabolic process; C21-steroid hormone biosynthetic process; cholesterol metabolic process. Gene Ontology annotation, cellular component: mitochondrial inner membrane. Gene Ontology annotation, molecular function: heme binding; oxidoreductase activity, acting on paired donors, with incorporation or reduction of molecular oxygen; monooxygenase activity. The transcript is spliced from 11 exons. The record is from RefSeq and is a predicted model, not a curated record.
GUCUCUGCGUACAGUAGGUGUAUUUCGUAUCGAUGAAACGCAUGCUGGAGUGAGAUUUUUUCUUCUAGUGUAUAUAACAGGUGCAUUCAUCCAGAUUUGCUCUGCGUUACAGUUUUUUCUAUGUUUUUGUGUGGAUUAUUUAAAGGCGAAGAAAAUUUUCUGCUGGAUAUCUGUGGAAUUAAUUUUCUAAAGAACAAAAUUCAUUCGUGAAUGCACAAGUGAAAUAAAUAAAAAGCAAUGGCUGAUAAAGCAAUCCAGAAACUUAUCCCAAGAAGAGCUGCAGCGAAAAGACUUUUCCAAAACCAGAAAAGGAACUGUUUUACCGAUGUUUCUUCAAAUUCAGUGUCCGCUGUCAGACUUAUUGCAAAUGCCGUGGCAGACAGAACAGAUAAUGCACCCUCCGCUGCAAGUGUUUCCGUACCAAAAACAAUCGACGACCUACCUGGACCCAGCGGGUACCCGGUUGUAGGAACGGCCCCGGAGUACUUCAGGAAAGCCAACAGGGGACAAAUGCACGAAGUUCAGAGACGAUUUCACGAAAAAUACGGGAAAAUGUUUAAGGAGAAAUUAGGCCCUGUCACCAACGUAUCCAUUGCUGACCCAAAUAUCGUGGAGGAAUUGGUUCGUAAGGAAGGAGUUUACCCAUUCAGACCUCCUUAUGAUUCGUGGAUCCUUUACAAGAAAAUCCGAAAUCAAAAGGCCGGAAUCAUGUCCUCUGUUGGACCAGAGUGGCAUAAAUUGCGCCAAUCACUUGCCAAAUAUACACUGAGACCAAAAACGGUUGCAGAAUAUACAGACGUCAUGAACGACGUCGCUGAUAUAUUUGUGAACAGGCUGCGCUUUCUCCGGGAAAAGGAUGGAGACGUUGAAAAUCUUCAUUCAGAGCUACAAAAAUGGGCUCUAGAAUGCGUUGCAGGAGUUAUUCUAGAGGAGAAACUAGGUUGCCUGGAAAACGAGAUCGAGCCCAGGGUAGCCGAUUUUAUCAAGGCUGUUGGAAAUAUGUUUUUGACGGGUCAUCAAUUGAUGGUUUUUGCAGACGUUCACAAGAAAUUCAACACGAAGCCGUGGAGAACUCACGUUGAAGCCUGGGAUACCAUUUACUCUUUUGCUACCGAGUUGUUUGAGAAGAAAAUCGAUGAAAUCCAAAAUGGACAUGUGGAAAAGGAUGCCGUAGCUGGAUUUUUGAGACAUAUGAUUGCACAUACCAAAUUAGACAUGGAUGAGGUCUAUGUGAACACAACUGAGCUGCUGUUAUCUGGUGUAGACACAUCUUCACAUGCGCUCUGUUUCGCUAUGUAUAAUCUUGCCAAAAAUCCAAAUGCCCAAGCAAGAUUGCAACAUGAAGUUGAUACAAUUUGCAAAGGGAAUACCUGCACAUCCGCAAACCUCCAGAACAUGCCUUUCUUGAAGGCAGUUGUUAAAGAGAGUCUGAGAAUGUAUCCUGUAAUACCAAUCAAUGCAAGAGUCAUGCAGGAAGAUACCGUUCUUAACGGAUAUGUUAUUCCUAAAAAUACAUGUGUUCUAUUAAAUGGAUAUACCAUGGGUUACAAUGAAAAAUACUUUCCCGAUCCUGAAUCUUUCAAACCCGAGAGAUGGUUGCGAAGCUCUGGUGAUGAAAAACAUCCCUUUGCCAUGCUACCAUUUGGAUUUGGGUCCAGAAUGUGUGUUGGCAGAAGGAUUGCUGAACAAGAACUGUUUUUAACUCUAACCAAAAUGACACAAUCAUUUUGGAUGGAAGCAACGGGGGACAUAGAAACUACAUUACGGACAGUUAUUACUCCCAAGGGUAAAAUCCCCAUUCAAUUUGUUGACCGAUAAUUCAAAUGAAAUUUUCAUUGAAAUGUGGACAGUCAUGAACAACGCCUUCUUGUUUCAACAACAAGAGGAAACUUUCGAAAUCCAGAACGAUCGUCAGUUCACCAAAACCUGACGAGUUCCAAUACCUCAUCCCAGAGGUUCCAGUUUCUUGGCCCACGUGGUCGAGCCAUGAUCACGUGUGUUCUAGAAAGACUCUUCUAGAUGAACUUGUCUUGGUCAGAUUGUACAUGUUGUGAUAUGUACAGAUGUCAUGGGUGCUUCUAUACAUAGUGAUAGAAUCGGAGAAGACGGGUAUUGCCACUUCGUCAUUGUUAUGCUUUAUGUGAUCUGUAUGUUUAACUUUUUGAUACAAUGCAAAUAUCAUCUUUCACAAUGUUUGAAACAAUAUCCUUGUACAGUUUCAUGUUUAUCAUUUCCACCUAUACGUAUGUACAUUGUAAGUAAAUCUCCAUUUAUUUAUUUGACGAAUCUCUUCAGACGUAUACGACAAGCCAUUAUGUGAUGCUUUGACACGGUCUUUUCAAAGACGAUAUUGAACUUCAAGAAACAACAUUCUGACAAAUUGAAGUUAUUUAUCUAUUGAAGUUUAAUGCUAUCAACCUUAUUCACGUCCAUUUGAAGAGACAAUGAUUUCUUUGAUAUAUAACUCUAAGGUGCAAUAUUCGUAUUCGUCAGGAAAACAGUUGUUAACUCUUAAUCAUGUUAAGCCCUCGACGUGCAAUGAUCAUUAUUUCAUUAAUUUUAAUGAUAUGUGCACACCUGGGAAGUGAGACCGCCCAAGGAUCUCUCCAAAGGUGUGUCUGCCUUUGUAGCCACUUAGUGUGAGGAACACUUGCUCACUGUUGUAUAGAACUUGAAUCAUAUAUGUUCAGGAAAAUCUCUGAGAGUAGCUCCUUUGUAUUACGUUGACAAGGUUUUUUUCCCCAAAAAUUAAAACUGUUUCUUGAAUUGAAUGUUAUUCUUGUAAAUUGUAUCUUUAACGUGCAUAAUAAUUUAUGAAAGCAAUUUUUACCUCAAUUCUCUACGACACAUCUUCUUUCAGUUGUGUAAAAAAGAAAUAAAUGUGUACAAACAUUCA